This is a messenger RNA of Cyprinodon tularosa, 1555 nucleotides long. RefSeq lists its product as uncharacterized. Lineage: Eukaryota; Metazoa; Chordata; Actinopteri; Cyprinodontiformes; Cyprinodontidae. The coding region runs from base 454 to 1500 and encodes 348 amino acids. The record is from RefSeq and is a predicted model, not a curated record. The transcript has 3 exons.
UACAGAGCCAUCAGUAGGUUAAAAUAUCCACCCCAUAAUCAAAAACAUGUUAAAUCUGAUAUAAAUGUACCACUGUUUAUGUUCAAAUUGUGGUGGAUUUAUUUUCUAAUAAGUACAGGUGAUUUUGUUAUUUCGAAAUUAGUUAUUGAACAGAAGUCACUGUCGACCCCUGACCAGCAGAGGGCGCGUUCGCCACACUGUGUGUUCUCGGUCAUUCAGAGAAUGAGGACACGUAUAAACUGUGAAGCUGAUAUACGUGUGUGGCGAACUCUGAUUCUAAUAUCAACAUUUUUGGCUCUUUGCAGAAGAAAAAUAAAGCGGAAUUUCAAAUUAAAUGUGUAGUGGAGACAGCUUCAUUCAGUACCACGCUACAUAUUUUGGUAGCAGAGGAUGGUUGGUUCAGCCCAGGGCCUAAUCGCAUAGAAAGAAAGCCGGACCAAUCAAAGCAGCAUCAUGGAGGAAGCAAGGGACGAGGUGAGCAGGAGAUUGCUGACGCUGGGGGAGAAGGAGCUCAUUCACCUAUGUGAACAUCUAAAGUGUAACGCACCUGUUGGGGGUUUUGCCAGCAAAACAAGACGCACCCUAAUCAGGUUGGUGGAGAAGACAUUAGAUGAAAUUGAAGAGGGUGAAGAGUCCACAGAUUCAUAUCAGAAGUAUCUCCAGCAAUUACUGUCCGAUCUUUCCUCUCUGAAUCCAACACUGGAAGAAACUGAGGCUGAGACCGUAGUUCAGGAGAAAGGGGAGCUAGAGGAGUUGAAAAUGCAGUACCAGAAAUUACAGCAACAGAUGGAAGAGGAAAUUGGGGCGUUGGAGGAAAAAAUGAAGCAGAGGAUGCAAGCAGCAGGAGGACACACUGCAUCGGUCCCCAUUACUACAAAGGAUGUAGACACAAAGUCUGCCAUCACCACACCAACCAGGCUGCCUGAGGUCACGCUGAGGCGGGAGUUUCGGAUAAUGGGACAGAUCGGUGAAGCGGGCCAGAAAGAAAAAUUGUCCUACACCAGCCUCAUAAACCAGAUCGAGUCGGCACUACAGAAAGGACAUGGAGAAGCAAAGAUUAUUGAAGCAGUCACACGUGCUGUGAGCCCAGGUCUUCAUCUGCGGGAAAUGUUGGAAAUAAAGCGAGGACUGACAUUACCCACCCUCAAAACCAUACUUAAGGGGCAUUACAAAGUGGAUUCUUCCUCUGACCUGCUGCAUCGUCUGAUGAACAUGACACAAGACCCAAGGGAGUCAGCACAGAAUUUCUUAUUCAGAGCAAUAGAACUGAAAGAGAAGCUAAUGAGAAAAUUCAGCGAUGAUGAUGCAAGCGAAGAAGGUGAGCAGUUCAGUCCUCAACUAAUUCAAAGAAAAUUUCUCCGCUCUAUAGAGACUGGUCUUUACAGUGAUGCAGUUAAGUUUCAACUCAAACCAUAUCUCAGCAACCGUACUGUCACAGAUGAGGUGUUAAUUGAACGGAUCAAUGAGGCAACAAACUUAGAACAAGAGAGACAGCAGUAGAUAGUGUUACUCGUGAACAAGGGGGAAGAAGUAAGAAAAGUCAAGGACCCAAAAC